ACUGGACGGACGCUUCUUCAGGAACAACAACACGGAUACUAUUUCAACCACCUCGGUAGCUUGCUAGACAAGGUAAAACUGAAAGAUUGACGUUUUAGGCCAUGUUAAUAUACAUUAGCUAAUCGCAGUGUUUAAAACACAUUUCAGUUGACGUUAACUUGAACCUAAUGUGCUUGUUCAAUUUGCAAAUUUGUUAAAGAUUGAUACUGAGCCUAGCACUAGGCUAUUCGCUAAUGCUAACUAGCUAGCUAACAUCCCUGACCAUGAGCUCAUUAAACUACUCAUCCCCUGCUAAAGAAGAGGAUGUCUGCUGUCCGGAGAAAGAAGCUCUGGCGCUGAACAUUGUCGUGAAAGACGAAGAGGAGAAUAUUACAGUGAAAGGAGAGAAAGAUGCUCUGGCUCUGGACAUUGUCGUGAAAGACGAAGAGGAGGAUAUUACAGUGAAGGGAGAGAAAGAACCUUUCAGAAUGAAAAAGGAGGAAGAGGAGGCUGUUAUAGGGAAAGAAGAGAAAGCAUCCUCUUCCUCUCUAAAAGGUUCUAUCUCAGUAAAGGUGAAGGAGGAAGACGUUUUGGGAGUGAAAGAGGAGGAGACAGAAUAUCAGAUUAACACCAGAGAGAGACAUGACUAUCGUGGGUCCUCUGGGGAGCCUCAACAACAUCCUGAUGCUGACGAGACAGAGAAGAGUCUCUCCAGAUCAGAACACCAGAUGGACAACGCUAGCCCUUCCGCCUUCCCGGAGACCCUGUGUCGUGCCUCUCCUGGUAGCACCUUACUGCUGGGUAUGAAGAGGUUGUCUGUGCUGCUGGUAGACUGCAGGAAAACAACGGGGCUGAGAGGAACUGUGAGAGGAGGAGAAGAGAAGAAAGGAUCGGAUUUGACACAUCAAAGAGGAAAACCAAACUUGGAGGAACCAAAGACCUCCACAACAUCAAGACGACACCUCUGCUCCCAGAUCAAGUUAGGAAGCCUGAAAAGACCUGAGAGGACACACACAGGAGAGAAGCCAUACCAUUGCGGCCAGUGUGGAAAGAGUUUUAGCCUGUUAGGAAGCCUGAAAGCUCAUGAGCGAAUACACUCAGGAGAGAAGCCAUACCAUUGCGGCCAGUGUGGAAAUAGUUUUAGCCAGUUAGGAAACAUGAAAAGACAUGAGCGAAUUCACACAGGGGAGAUGCCAUACCACUGCUCCCAUUGCGGAAAGAGUUUUAACCAUUUACUUAACAUGAAAAGACAUGAGAGGAUACACACAGGAGUGAAGCCUCACCAUUGCUCCCAGUGUGGAAAGAGUUUUAUGCAGUUAGGUAUCCUCAAAGAUCAUUUGCGAAUACACACAGGGGAGAAGCCUUACUGCUGCUCCCAUUGUGGAAAGAGUUUUAACCAUUUACUUAACAUGAAAAGACAUGAGAGGAUACACACAGGAGUGAAGCCUCACCAUUGCUCCCAGUGUGGAAAGAGUUUUAUGCUGUUAGGUAUCCUCAAAGAUCAUUUGCGAAUACACACAGGGGAGAAGCCUUUCCUUUGUGCUCAGUGUGGAAAGAGUUUUAGCCAGUCAGGAAACCUGAAAGUGCAUGAGCGAAUUCACACAGGGAAGAAAUCUUACCACUGAUCCCAGCGUGCAAUGCGUUUUUACCCAAUUAGGACACCUGAAAGAAGACAUGAGACCGCACACGGGGGAGAAGCCUUACAAAUGUUCAGACUGGUGGGAAGGCAUUUUACUCACCAGUAGCGUAAAAAACAUGUGAGAAUCCACACAGGAGAGAAUGUUUACUUGUUUAUAUAUAAAUAUUUCUGUUUUUUUCUUUCUCAUUUUGUCUGUCAUAGUUGUAGUGUACCUAUGAUGAAAAUUACAGGCCUCUCUCAUCUUUUUAACUGGGAGAACUUGCACAAUUGGUGGCUGACUAAAUACUUUUUUGCCCCACUAAGUGUAUGUAAACUUCCAACUUCAACUGUAUAUUAUUUGAAAUGCUAAUCCUUUGCACACGAAUGCUCACUCAUUCAGGAAUAAUUGCAGUCAAUAUAUAUUUACGCCGUUGUGAUCUGUUGGAAUCCGGUCCGUCUGCUGGAGAGUUCAUCUGAGUCUCUCUCCUUCUGUUUCCCUGAAGUUCAAAGUCUUUCUUGGUUAGAAUAGAUACCUCAGAUUACCAUUCAGAAAUGUUCUCAUAGAAUAGAUGUUUCGGCGGUUGUCGUCAUUCGCAUCCCAGGUUUACAUCAUUUCUAGCUGCCCCCACAGACCCACCAAUGCUCUUACUCUGUUGGGAUUGAUAGUCUCAGAGUUUAACCAUUUCCAGCCGUGUAGCCAAUGCUCCACGUGGGAUGGUUUUCUAGUCUUGGUACUCAAAUGUGCCACCUCAGCUUACACCGAGGUAUGCGUUGUCUAAACUAUUUGGUUUGCUCAGUCUGAAGAGGAUUUUUUUUUAGGGGGGGCUUUUAUUCGUAACAAUAGGAUAGGCGGUUCUAUGACACCAGAUCAUGUCUGUGCCCUCGGGGACGGACCAAUGACUUAGUUACACUUUUAAAGGAAUACAAUUCUCUCACAUUAAAGGUUUAACAUCACAUUACAUCAUGACAAUAUGGAGUAUGUCAGUUUGAAUAUAAUGUAAAUCAGUUUCCUUGUGUUCAAAUGUAGGAUAGAUCAGAGUCCAUGUGUUUAAAUGGUCCUUUUUUAAACUCUUUGUGUUUAUCUGGGUGUGUCAUUCCUCCAGCACUACAGAUAAUCAAGUGAUAUUUGGAUGUGAUGCAUUAGUUCCAUUGUUGACAUUUACAUUGUUGGCCCACUGAUGAUUUAAUGAAAUGAAAAUGUUCAGACUCUGUAAUGGAAAACGUUAAUUGUUUGUGUGUCCACAUAACUGAGUAUGUGACUAACCUUGUGAAACUGUCCUAUUAUAAGCUCCUGUUCUUGGGACUAUCAUCCUGUGUUGCAAACCAAUUUACACCUGUGUCCUUGUAUGAAUAAAGUCCCGCCCAGGAACAGGAAACUAUAAAGAUAUGUGCUAAUCACUCAAUGCAUCAGGAAUUCAGACUGUCUCCACUGCGCUGUGUAACUCUGUUAUUCUCUCUGAGCUCAGAAAUAAAGAAUCUUGGUUUGA
Oncorhynchus gorbuscha (pink salmon) is the source of this 3084-nucleotide messenger RNA. RefSeq names its product zinc finger protein with KRAB and SCAN domains 7-like. Gene Ontology annotation, biological process: regulation of transcription by RNA polymerase II. Gene Ontology annotation, molecular function: DNA-binding transcription factor activity; RNA polymerase II cis-regulatory region sequence-specific DNA binding. The transcript has 4 exons. The record is from RefSeq and is a predicted model, not a curated record. Lineage: Eukaryota; Metazoa; Chordata; Actinopteri; Salmoniformes; Salmonidae. Bases 264 to 1604 code for a protein of 446 amino acids.